GACACUCGGGAGCGAACACACACACUCCCCGCUCGGAGCCGCGAGAGAGCGGAGCUUACCGCGCAGCGUACCCGCCGCCGCCGCGCGCCGGGCUCUCCUUGCGUCGCACUCCAGCCAGUCGCCGGUGCCCCGAGCGGCCGCCCGCGGAGCGCGCGACAGCCCCGCUGGCCUCGGCAGCAUCCUCUUGCCGCCCAGCCCCCGCACCCUCCCCGCCUUUUAAAAGGACCUCCCGCCACUUCCCCGCUCUGUCCCGGGAUCCCCCAGCCCCGGGCUUCUCCCCGCUCCACUCCGCAGCAACUUCGGCGGCCCGCGCGCCGCCAGCCUCGCCUGCCUUUGAAGUUUGCAGCGCCCACCGCAAAGUUGGGACACUUCGGCCGAUUUAAUUUUUCUCUUUUAUCUGCCUCCUCCUCCGCCUCCCAGCCCCUUCGGUUCCUGAGUACUGGUGCUUAGCAUCUUGGCUGGUGCCGGGGACGUGGACUGUUUCGCACACCACACCUCGGGGAGGGAUUUUUCCUCUCACCCUCCCAGGAAAAUCAAACAGAUUUUUGUAAGGAUGGUGCCUCUCCACUGGUGUCUGCUGUGGCUGCUAUUACCACUCAGCUCAAGGACUCAGAAGUUACCCACUCGAGAUGAGGAACUUUUUCAGAUGCAGAUCCGGGACAAGGCAUUUUUUCAUGAUUCAUCAGUAAUUCCAGAUGGAGCUGAAAUUAGCAGUUACCUCUUUAGAGACACACCCAAAAGGUAUUUCUUUGUGGUUGAAGAAGACAAUACUCCAUUAUCAGUCACAGUGACUCCCUGUGAUGCACCUUUAGAAUGGAAACUGAGUCUCCAAGAGCUUCCAGAAGACACAAGCGGGGAAGGCUCGGGUGAGCCCGAGCCUCUGGAGCAGCAGAGGCAGCAGAUCAUUCAUGAGGAAAGCACGGAAUUAUUCUCCUACAAAGGCAAUGAUGUGGAGUAUUUCAUAUCUUCUAGUUCCCCAUCUGGUUUAUACCAGUUGGAGCUGCUUUCAACAGAGAAAGAUACGCAUUUCAAAGUCUAUGCCACCACAACCCCGGAGUCUGAUCAGCCCUACCCCGAAUUACCUUAUGAUCCAAGGGUGGAUGUGACCUCCCUGGGACGCACCACAGUCACUCUGGCCUGGAAACCGAGCCCCACAGCCUCCUUGCUGAAACAACCCAUUCAGUACUGUGUGGUCAUCAACAAGGAGCACAAUUUCAAAAGUCUCUGUGCGGUAGAAGCCAAACUGAGUGCAGACGAUGCUUUUAUGAUGGCUCCAAAACCCGGUCUGGACUUCAGCCCCUUUGACUUUGCCCAUUUUGGGUUUCCUUCAGAGAAUCUGGGUAAAGAACGCAGCUUCCUAGCAAAGCCUGCUCCAAAACUGGGGCGGCAUGUGUACUGGAGGCCCAAGGUCGACAUUCAGAAAAUCUGCAUCGGGAACAAGAACAUCUUCACCGUCUCGGAUCUGAAGCCCGACACGCAGUACUACUUCGAUGUCUUCGUGGCCAACAGCAACAGCAACACGAGUACAGCAUACGUGGGCACCUUUGCCAGGACCAAGGAGGAAGCAAAACAGAAGACAGUUGAGCUAAAAGACGGUAAAGUGUCGGAUGUAUUCGUCAAACGGAAGGGAGCGAAGUUUUUACGCUUUGCACCGGUCUCUUCUCACCAAAAAGUCACUUUCUUUAUUCACUCCUGUCUGGACGCUAUUCAGAUCCAAGUGAGAAGGGAUGGGAAACUUCUCUUGUCUCAGAAUGUGGAAGGCAUUCGGCAGUUUCAGCUUCGAGGAAAGCCCAAAGCGAAGUAUGUCAUCCGACUGAAAGGACACAAGAAAGGGGCGUCAAUGUUGAAGAUCCUGGCCACCACGAGGCCGAGCAAGCAGCCAUUCCCCUCUCUUCCUGAAGACACGAGAAUCAAAGCCUUCGACAAGCUCCGCACCUGCUCCUCGGCCACCGUGGCGUGGCUGGGCACUCAGGAGAGGAACAAGUUCUGCAUCUACAAAAAGGAAGUGGACGAUAGCUACAAUGAAGACCAGAAGAGAAGAGAGCAAAACCAAUGCCUAGGACCAGACACGAGGAAGAAAUCGGAAAAAGUCCUCUGUAAAUAUUUCCACAGUCAAAACCUACAGAAAGCAGUGACCACGGAAACAAUUAAGGGGCUUCUGCCCGGAAAGUCUUACCUGCUGGAUGUAUAUGUCAUAGGACACGGGGGCCACUCGGUGAAGUACCAGAGUAAAGUCGUGAAAACCAGGAAGUUCUGUUAGUUACCUUGUAUGGCGAGAUGCUAUUACAUAGACCUGCAGGAGAGACAUGGAAUCACUUUAAGUAUAAACUGACUACUCCCAUGGCUGAGUGAAGUGACGACCAGUCCUUGGACUGUGGACGGAAGGAUAUCAACUUGUGUAUAUUGGUGUUUAUAGGAGUAACUGUUGAGGAGUCUUGUUCUAGUGUGCCUCAGUGGUACCUAGUGUGUGUCUGCUGCCCGUUGCUGUCAGAGAGGGCAUCUGGAAGGAACUGACAUCCCUUGCUUUGACCACUGCAUGAACUGCUUCUAAAUUAUUUUAUUACCUGAAAAUUUAAAACAUGCCAUUCAUUGCACACAUCCACAAAUGCAAAUCAUUCCUCUCUAUAGAUGCUAGGAUAUAUAUAAAUUAUUUUAUAAAGUCUUGUUUUAAAUGUCAGUGUUUCUAUGAUUGUAAACUAUUAAAUUCUUUUCCUGUUAAAGUACAGAUCUAAUCUAAGUAUAUAAUUAAGUGGACAGCCCUCUAGUCAAUUAUAUUGCUAUUGUAAAUUCUUAUCUGUUGAGUAAAAAGUUUAAAUACUGUAUGUAUCUCAUGUACAAAGUUGACAUACAUUAUAUUCAUGUACAUAAAAUUAAAGAUAUUAGAUUAUAUACUGUUCAUUUUCCCAAGCAGCUACCAUGGUGUAUUCAAUUUCUAUUCUGUUCAAAAACUGCGCCUUUAUAUAAUUUGGCACCAGAAUCAACCUUCGUUGUAAUAGUUAAGAUAGCAUGCUGCAUCUCUCCAAAGUUACUGUGGCAUUAGAGACACAGUUUGCUUUCGGACACUGAUUUGGAGCCAGGUGUCAUGAUUGCUGAGAGAGUUCCAACAGACUUGUUUUAAAAGAAUAAGCAAAAAAAAAAAAAAAGAAUAGACAAAGUCAAACACUGUAGCUCAACAAGGAUUCAACAGAUCAUUCUCAACAGCCUAAAAUAUAUUACAUUUAUUUUAAAAAUAAGCAUCUAUUUUAAGUACAAAGUUGGGAUAUCCCAAGUAUUUUUCAUCUGCUUGAAUAUUAGCAAGAUAAUGAUUUUAAUGUCUAUCUGAAGUGAUCUAACAACCACCAGUUAGGACUUUAUUUGGUAAUGAGGAGACAACAGAAGCUACUGUUUUGAUAACAUUAACAGUCUGAUACUUUGAUUUUUCACGAAUUUUUAGAAAGUAAUUUCAGCAUAAUUAAAAUUUAGGCAAAUAAUAACGGAAACCAUUUAGCAAAGAUGGCGCCAAGAGCACCUUUAGAUCAUUUCAUUCUCCACGGUUCUAUACAUGAGCUGUCAUGAGAACAUUAGAUCAGGAUUCAGAAGAGUGUAGAAUUUGUGGUCACGUGAGCUAUAUAACUUUAGCAGAUCUGUUAACUCCCACUGUCCCUCUUGCCCAUCUAUAAAUUGGGUGGUGACAGAUUUGGGUAAGAUGACAUUAGAAGAUACUUGCUAUUAUUAUAAGACAUUGUCUUUUGUAGAAUCAUAUGAUUCUGAAAUUAUAAAGUGCUCCUGUAACUACAGGUAGGGACAGAUGCAACCUCUUGACCUCUCCACUGUCCCCCACUUACUGGCACCAGCCUCCAUGUGGCAGGCAUGUGUCAACAGCAUUCCUCUGGCAGGGAGGAUCGCUAUGGCUGAGGUAGUGUACAUGGUGGUCAUUUUGAAAGGUCCUCUGAUAAUCUGAGGAUAAAACAUGUCCCCUAAAAAUCCAUCAUCCAACUCCUCUAGGUUAUGAUAUCAAAAGAAAAUUGAUCACAUCCAUAUAAAACAGUAACGGUACCCAAAAGAAUGUUAAAAAAGGAAAAAAAAAAAAAAGACACGUGCCUAGUGGCCAUGUAGCCAAUCAACCUGGAGGGAGAACUUAAAAUUGACAACAUUCCAGAGAUGCUACAUCCUAAGCUAUAAACGGGGUGCAUUUGAAAGGAGAACUGACUUUCUCCUGUUACUCGCAAAUAUGUUUUUAUAGAGCAGUGUGCUAAAUGGAACGACAGAGGAUCAAAGAGUUAUUGCAGCUUCUGAAGAGGAUGGACUUACUCUCAGAUAUUGCUUAAUGCCUAUGGACCCCUGGGAACCCAGCCAAGUCAAUUUAACCAAGCUCUUACCUUUCAGCCCGCUGUGAUGGUGGUCUCCAUGUAGUCUGGAUAAAUUUGAGAAUUCUUUCAUGGCCCCAGUGAAAUUUGCCUUUUAGAACUUACAGGAAAAUUAAGUACACACUGUGAAACUUCUGUCACUCGUAAAGAAAGGGAAAAACCUAUUAAAAAUAAAGAUCUCAUUUACUAAUGUGUUAGAUUUUUAGGAGCACUCAGGUGAACUGGAGACAAGAAAGAGAAACUUGUUCUUAAUUAACAAAGAAACAGAAAGUUGCUAAUAUGGAAGCACCACCUUGUGUUUGUUAAAAUCCUAGGACAGCUGUUUUGAGAACAGAACGUUUAGUAUCCCAAGGAUAGCCACAGGAUCAUGGAGGAAAGAAAAUCUUUGAGGACAUUUAGUUCAAGGUCACAAUCUUUAUCUUUCAGGUGCAAAAGAAACUGAAGACCAGAGAAAUAAAAAUAAAGUUCUCAUAGUAGAAACAGAUAAGGAGUAGAAUUGCCCAGAUUCCAAAAUACUUACCAGGAUAUAAAUCACUAAUUCUUGGCAGGGGGGGCGGAGUCACUUGUGGGUCACUUUCCUAAAGGAAAUAAAUUUUUUUGUCUUA
This is a messenger RNA of Lutra lutra (Eurasian river otter), 4951 nucleotides long. It is a transcript of the gene NDNF, whose product is annotated as neuron derived neurotrophic factor. Bases 554 to 2260 code for a protein of 568 amino acids. The record is from RefSeq and is a predicted model, not a curated record. The transcript is spliced from 4 exons. Gene Ontology annotation, biological process: extracellular matrix organization. Gene Ontology annotation, molecular function: protein binding. NCBI's taxonomy places the organism in Eukaryota, Metazoa, Chordata, Mammalia, Carnivora, Mustelidae.